AUGUCGUCGGUUUUCUCAAUCAGGCGGCCUCGUGUUGCUGCUAGGUUCUUGGCUCAUCGCAGAUAUAUGCAUAGUGGUGUACCUUUAUUUCAAGCAAGACAAAGUGAUACAUCAGGGACUAAUGUCACUACAGAGUCUCUACAAGAAGAUGAAGAAGUGAUAUUCUUCUCGCAGGAUAAAGAUAUCUUACCAGAAGUGGAAAUUAAACCGUUCAGGCGAACCAAGGCGGAAACUUUGAUGAGAUUCAAUGACCGGUUUGUUCAACCAUCAAUCGAUUGGUAUAGAAAAGUUGGGAAAUCACAUGGAGAAAAUACGGAUAAAGAUGAAUUCAUGCACUUGCUGCGUAAUGAUAUUUCAUCCUCGACUUUAUUCGAAGAAACUUUGAAAUGGCUCUCUAAGGAUAACUAUAAGCUAAGGAACAAUACCUAUAAUGGUUAUGAUACACAGGAAAUUGAAUUUUAUUUCGAUCCUUCAGCUAUUGUAUCAUCGACGUUAAUGCCAGGUGAUAUUUGCGUAUUGAAAAACUCCCCGUUUGAAUUACUAGUGUGUGUUAAAACGCCGUCUGAAGCCAUGGAUGCCAGAUUUACUUUCGCUAAUACUGAUGGUAACGUGGUAUAUGCAUGGAAAACUAGUGUCCAUCUACGAUUCCCUACAAUUUUUAAUACAACCGAGUUAGAAAUUUUGCAGCGAGAAAAGCUGCAUGGUUACAGUCCAGUUGGCUCUGUAAAAAAUGAUAAAGAUGUUACUUUUGUCAUUCCAACUCUACCGCGGAGAAUGUUGAUCUCUAAUGUUACGUUUCGUAUUGCAGAUGCCGCUGUCCAACAGUUGCCCAUCAUUAAAAAGAAGUUAGAAUUGAUUCAUCGAUACUUACAAUCAGGAUCAAGUCCAUGGCAGAUACCCAUUUUGAAGUUAGUGGAAAUCUGCUCGAAUUUAGAGCUAUCCAACAACAUUGAAAAAUCCAUUGCAACAGCGUUCAUGAAAUCAGGCCUCUCAAGCGAUGCCCUAUACUCUUUGGCUAACUCUCAUUUUGAAUUAAGUUCUAAAGUACCCAAUAAGGUGGAGUGUUCUCGUUUAUUGGCUGUUUAUUGGGCUCUUUUACAUCAACAGGGCACACAGAUGUGGGGUGAAAUGACCGUUCAUAGAGGUAUAUUCUUCCCAAGCGCCGUAACUGUACUACCCUUGACGAAGCAACACCUACACUAUCAUAACAUCAUACACAAACUCAGACAGCAUGGGGGUGUUCGUAUUAAUAGAAUUGCGGCCCUCAUUAACGAAAAUGACCUUGCGUCUUUGAAUAAAUCGUUCCCAUACAUCGUUCCCUUGUUACGAGACUAUGCAGCUGGAAAUCUUGAACACAAUGAUACUAUAACAAGCUUAAUUUCCUCAUUAUUCAGAAAACUUGAUGAGUACAAAGAACUCAACAUCAGCCGAGAUGUUUGUUUCGACCUUUUGAAACGCAUAAAUCCAUCCGAACCUCCUAAUCCUCUCCUUAUCAAUCAUGAAUUACAAUUGCCGGUCAAUAAUGAAAGAGUAAAAUUAGAGCAAAAGAUUUAUGAUUUAGCUGUUCCACCGAAGAUUGAGCAUUCGGCUGAAAUCCGUACUGAGUACAAAGAUCUAAUCUGCUACUGUAUUGACAGCCCAGAUGCCCAUGAGAUCGAUGAUGCAGUGUCGAUCAAAUCAUUAGGAGGUGCGAAGUAUCGUAUUUACAUCCAUGUCGCAGAUCCAGCCUCCCUUUUUCCUGAAGCAAAUGAAGAUGGUACUACGAUCAACUCUCCCGUACUUGAUAUUGCUUAUCAACGUGCCUUUACAACAUAUCUUCCAGAUAAAGUUUUCCCAAUGCUUCCAACAACUUAUGCUAGGUCCUCUGAUUUGGGUCAGUUUGGUAAGCCUACUAAAGCGGUUACAUUCUCAGUCGAUUGCACAUUUUCUAAGAGUAAAGGAUUGUGUCUUUUGAAAGAUUCUUUGAAAGUGGAGUUGUCAGUACUCCACAAGUCCACUCGAAUAACUUAUGAAGCAGUGGAUGAACUGCUUGAUGAACCAACCACAAAGCCUAAGUCUGGCAAACACGAAGACCUAAAAACUUUAUUCUAUAUUGCUAAAGCAUUGAGAAGGCAGCGGAUAGUCGAUGGUGGUGCCGUUGUUUUCGAAAAUUCUUCAACAGGGAUAGUUUCUUUAUCCCCUGAUGACAACUCUGAGUUGGUGGAAGUUUCAUUCAAAGAUCAAAUAGAAACAAAAUCAACAAUUCUUGUCUCAGAACUUAUGAUUCUUGCUAAUUCUUUGACUGCGUCCUAUUUCGAGGAAAACCAAAUUCCAGGUAUCUAUCGGGGUUACAGACCCUUGAAUGUGGUUGAGGAUGCAACAUCUGUUCCUGAAUGGGUCAAAGCCAAGACCCAAGAAAACAAAAUCAUUUCAAAAGCUGACAUUGCUAAAAUGAAGUCCUUUUUGACUAGUAGUUUUUAUUCUAGUCUUCCAACGCCUCACGAUAUGCUUGGUACCUCUCACUAUUUGACUAUUACUUCUCCGUUGAGACGUUUCCCAGAUUUGGUAAACCAUCUACAAUUGCAUAGAACUUUAAAAGGACUUCCGCUUCUUUAUAAACAAUCACAAUUAGAUGGCAUGGUGUGGCAUAUAUUGACAAGGGAUGUUACCUUGAAAAACGCCAGUGUUGAUGCCCAAAGAUAUUGGACUCUAAGAUUUUUGAAGAAGGAAAUUGAAGAUCCGACGAAAAAUAACUGGAAGUUACAGAUCACUUCCUUGACCGAUAACGGGUAUGCACAUUGUGUUAUCUUGGACAAAGCUUUUGCCGUUGGUCAACUCAAGAUCAACCUUAACAAAAACCCGCCCCUGGUCGGAGACCAAAUUUCGGACUGUGAAAUAUCUAACAUUCAAUGUCUAGAUGGAAUUCUUCAAUUUGAACCAACAUCCCGCUCCAAAAUACAAAAAAAAAAGUAA
This is a messenger RNA of Kluyveromyces lactis, 2952 nucleotides long. It is a transcript of the gene DSS1, whose product is annotated as exoribonuclease II. Gene Ontology annotation, molecular function: RNA binding; 3'-5'-RNA exonuclease activity. The transcript has a single exon. Gene Ontology annotation, cellular component: exosome (RNase complex); P-body. Bases 1 to 2952 code for a protein of 983 amino acids. Gene Ontology annotation, biological process: mRNA catabolic process. NCBI's taxonomy places the organism in Eukaryota, Fungi, Ascomycota, Saccharomycetes, Saccharomycetales, Saccharomycetaceae. The record is from RefSeq and is a predicted model, not a curated record.